AUGCAACCAGAGGGGGUGAAAUGUAGGAUGGAAGGACCCAGUGCAGAGAGGGGCACAACCGAGCCCUUGCUGAGGCUCCACAACCUGUAUUCUGUCCCUCGCUGCUCCCGGCAGGCCACCUUGCCCCGCAUGAGCCGCAGGGUCGCCAGCCAGCACUCCUACCCGCUCAACCGCUUCUCCUCCAUGCCCUUGGACCCCAUGGAGCGCCCCACCUCGCAGGCGGACCUGGAACUGGAUUACAACCCUCCCCGGGUGCAGCUGAGCGACGAGAUGUUCGUCUUCCAGGACGGCCGGUGGGUGAACGAGAACUGCCGCCUCCAGUCGCCCUACUUCUCCCCCUCAUCCUCCUUUCACCAUAAGCUGCACCACAAGCGGCUGGCCAAGGAGUACCUGCUGCAGGAGGAGAACCGCGCGCUGCGUGAGGAGAACCGCGCGCUGCGCGAGGAGAACCGCGCCCUGCGCAAGGAGAACAAGAUCCUGCAGGUCCUGUGGGAGGAGCACAAGGCCUCCCUGGGCCUGGAGGACAGCCGGGCCUCCUCGCCGCUCACGCGCAAGGACACCACAUCCCAGGAGGUGGUGAAGAAGGACGCCGCCACCCUGCCCGUGCAACGCAGCAAGGAGAACACGCUCCAGCUCCUGCGGGAGGAGAACCGCGCGCUGCAGCAGCUGCUGGAGCAACGGCAGGCCUACUGGGCCCAGGCGGAGGACAAGGCGGCCACCGGGGAGGAGAGCAGCGCCCCCUCGCCUCACGAGGAACCCCACAGUCCUGGGCUGCUGCCCGACCAAGGCCCAGGCCUGUCCUCUCCCUUUGAGGAGCCCAAAGGUCCCCCCACCCCGCAGGAGGACUCCAAGACGCUGAGGGCCCUGCGGGAGAUGGUCAAUGAUCUGUCCGGGCCUUCCGGGGGAGAGGAGGCCAAGGUAGGCCCCGGCCUGGCGGAUGGUGGGCAGCCGCUGCAGCUGCUGCGGGAGAUGAGCCAGGCGCUGCAGGCCCUGCGCGAGGAGAACCGGCUCCUGCAGGAGGAGAACCGGGCCCUGCACGUGCUGCGGGAGGAGCACCGGGCCUGCCAGGAGGAGAACAAGGCCCUGUGGGAGAAUAACAAGCUCAAGCUGCAGCAGCGACUGGUCAUCGACACGGUGACCGAGGUCACCGCCCGCAUGGAGAUGCUCAUCGAGGAGCUCUAUGCCUUCAUGCCGGCCAAGAACAAGGACCUCAAGAAGCCCGGCAGGGUCUGA
Molecule: messenger RNA, 1233 nt
Organism: Perognathus longimembris pacificus (Pacific pocket mouse)
Lineage: Eukaryota; Metazoa; Chordata; Mammalia; Rodentia; Heteromyidae
Gene: Cby2
Product: chibby family member 2
Source: RefSeq, a predicted model, not a curated record